AUGUAGUGCGUAAUAACAGGAGGACUGUGCACACUCAAAAGGAGCCACAUUAUCAAGGAAGUGCUCGUGGCUUGUAGAAACAUGUCGUCGUGUCCAGCUAAACGGCCUGUUUCCCUACUGGGGACGACGGCUUUCGGAGGGCGAGCCGACGCCCAGCAGAGCCAGGAGAUGGUGAAGACUUUUCUGGGCAGGGGGCACAACAGAGUGGACACAGCCUUCAUGUACAUGGAUGGGAAGUCAGAGACGAUCAUUGGGGGCAUGAAUCUUCCUAAAACAGUAAGUAUAGCUACCAAGGCUAACCCCUGGGAUGGAAAGACACUGAAGCCAGAGAGUGUACGCUCCCAGAUGGAAACCUCCCUUCAGAGGCUGCAGACUGACUGUGUGGAUCUUUUCUACCUCCAUGCCCCUGACCACCAAAACCCAAUUGAGGACACUCUUAGAGCCUGCAAUGAACUCCACAAGGAGGGAAAAUUCAAAGAGUUUGGUCUUUCAAACUAUGCAUCAUGGGAAGUUGCUGAAAUCAUGUGCAUCUGCAGACACAACAACUGGAUUGUUCCCACUGUGUAUCAGGGAAUGUACAAUGCCACGACAAGACGGGUUGAGACGGAGUUGCUGCCAUGUCUGAGAAACUACGGAAUUAAGUUCUACGCAUACAAUCCUCUUGCAGGUGGCCUUCUGACAGGAAAGUACCAUUUUGAAGACAAAGAUGGCUCUCAGCCUACUGGACGCUUCUUUGGUAACAGGUGGGCUAAAGCAUACCAGGACAGAUACUGGAAGUUGAGUCAUUUCCAGGCGAUAGAUUUGGUUCUAAAUGCCUUGGAGACAGCAUACGGCUCAAAUAAACCCUCCAUGACGUCUGCUGCGAUACGCUGGAUGUACCACCACUCUCAGCUAAAGGGCAAUCUUGGUGAUGGAGUCAUCAUUGGCAUGUCAAGUAUGGAGCAACUUCAGCAAAACUUGGCUGCUGCAGACGAGGAUCCUCUGGAUGAUCGAGUUGUCGCCGCCUUCAAUGAGGCCUGGAAUCUCGUUGCCCAUGACUGUCCAAACUACUUCCGCUAAAAAAAAAAAGCAAUCUACUCAAACAAUAAUUGAAUAAUUGACAAAUACAAUGACAUUAUUAAACAUUAUUAGGCUAUUAAAGCCUAAAGCACUUAAUUGUUGAUGUUUAAAUGCAAAAAAAUAAGAUUUCUUUCUUCUGGAGUUUUUUUUUUAUUAUUAAACUUACAUUGAAAGAUAUUGUAUUUUUACAAAUCAAACUGUUAUUCCUACACACGUGUAUAAAAUGAUUUUACAAGGCUGUCUGUUUCCCCCCUUAUUUUGCAAAAAGAAAAAAUACUGUCAUGAUGUUUAGCACUUUUUCCACUAUAUUUGUUAUUACACAAAAUACAUCAUGAAGUCUCUUGACUCAAAGCUCCUGUUUUUACUGAAAACAUUCAAUCCAAAGCUAAAAUUCAAGAUGGACAGAAGUUCAUGUUUUGGGAUGAUCAAAUGGCCAGAAAAAGGAGAUUACUAAAACUCCCGGGUCAGCACUGGCGGUCAAGAUGAAUGGUUUCUAUGUCCCUCUGCUGUUGAAGGUUGGCAAAGAUGACUUAAAAAUUGCCGUUUACAAGCUGCCUUGUACACGUUUCAUUCUGCACCAUCAUCAUCAUCAUCAUCUUCCUCAUUGUCCUCCAUGGACUCUUCUUCUCCAGCAAUGUUCCCAAACUCGCCCGUUUCUGAGUUCCACAUACAUUUGAUCUGCACCUUGAAUUCUGCCAUCUCGAUGCCAAAGAGUUUCUAUGGGCGGAAAGAAAUAAACAGUUGGUCAAAAUGCAAUGCACUACAAUCCGUUGCAGUUAACAUUUUCUGUAGUCAAAGCAGUAAAGCACUCACCAGAAUACGAGCCUGCUCAGGAGUUAGCAUGUCUCCCUCCUUACAGACUUCAUGGUCCUUGAGCAGUGUCACAACACCUUUGAAUGAUCCAAAAUACGACUUUAACUAAACAAGUUGUUCACAAAUAAAACUCCACAUCAGUAAGAUUUUGAGCUAAGAGUAGCAGGGAAGUAUGGAGGAAUUUACAAAUGGGAUGUUUGUUUUGCUCUUUGCAUUACCUUAUUAGCAAAAGAGAAACAUUUACAAUAACUGUAGUGUCAUCUUACCUUUCUUGAGUGCGGUGGGGAGUCCUAAUUGCCUCAGCUGGGGCUCCAUUGAGUGAGUAAACUGUUCCAGGGGUCCCUCAUCCAGAGUUACGUCCAUCUGUGCCUGGUUGCCCGCCCUCGCAUAAUCCACCUCUUUGAAAUGACUGAAGUACCUGCAAAGAGAGAACCCAAAUCAGUUACCCAGGGAACAAUUGUUGGAUAAACCGUAAAUGGUGCAGGAAGUGAAGCUAACUUACUCUUGUACUUCAUCCUUUGUUUUAUUUGUGAAAAGUACUCCUACUUCUCCCCGUAGAUAUUUGGUGACCUGCAGAGCAUCAAAAAGUAAUUUAACAAUAGUUCAUCAUUUAUCUUAAUCAUUUUCCAUCCACCCCCCAUACCUAGAUUUAUUCUUACCUUGUGCAAAUUAUCUUUGUAUUCGUCUGUUUCUCCUUUACCCAAGGCGAUCACCAUGACUUUAUUUUUUCCAAAGAAGAACCUGUGGUGCAGAAGAGUCCAACUAUUAUUGCAAUAACAAAACAUUAAAAUCAAUCAGUCUCUUUGAAAACGAAACGCUAACUAUGAUGAUCAAUAAUUUAUGUUGAAUCAUUUGAAUAAAACAUUGACAUUAAAACAUUA
Molecule: messenger RNA, 2753 nt
Organism: Labrus mixtus (cuckoo wrasse)
Lineage: Eukaryota; Metazoa; Chordata; Actinopteri; Labriformes; Labridae
Product: aflatoxin B1 aldehyde reductase member 4-like
Exons: 7
Molecular function (GO): oxidoreductase activity
Source: RefSeq, a predicted model, not a curated record